This is a messenger RNA of Ilex paraguariensis (yerba mate), 513 nucleotides long. NCBI's taxonomy places the organism in Eukaryota, Viridiplantae, Streptophyta, Magnoliopsida, Aquifoliales, Aquifoliaceae. The record is from the annotation of a GenBank genome assembly.
AUGGCGGUACAUGACAAGGACAAGGAAAUCCCCACGUGUGCGGAGGAUGAAGAUUACUAUGAGGAUAUUCGAGGUGUAUAUGGUCAAUUGUUUGUGCAAUUCUUCAAGCAACUGGGUAAGGUGCUCUACUUUAGUGAUCAAGUCAACUCAAGUGAAGAAGAGACAAGAGGCCUUCAAGAGGACUCUUUCAAGUCCAAGGGCCAAAUUCGUAGCCUAGAAGAUGAGAACAAGUUUCUCCCUGACCGAAUGCGUUUUCUUCUUUUGAGAGAGUGGCAAGAGCUCGUCAAAUCUAAGAAGAAUCUUGAGUCAAAAUGGGUCAAGUUUGAUAAAGAUCUUCGUGAAUCGAGUGAGCUCUCCAAUAGACAUUCCCAACCGAGUGAGACAUUUGGUAGGAUGUUUUCAAUGGUAAUAUGUUUGGGUGACAACUGUGGUUUAGGCAACACAAAUGAACGCACCCACACAUCUUCCAUGGCCGUGUUUGUCAAAUGUAUCAGCAACCCAUCACCCCGACAA